Molecule: messenger RNA, 1245 nt
Organism: Kuraishia capsulata CBS 1993
Lineage: Eukaryota; Fungi; Ascomycota; Pichiomycetes; Pichiales; Pichiaceae
Exons: 1
Coding region: 1-1245 (414 amino acids)
Biological process (GO): glycerol-3-phosphate catabolic process; carbohydrate metabolic process
Cellular component (GO): cytosol; nucleus; glycerol-3-phosphate dehydrogenase (FAD) complex
Molecular function (GO): glycerol-3-phosphate dehydrogenase [NAD(P)+] activity; protein homodimerization activity; NAD binding
Source: RefSeq, a predicted model, not a curated record
AUGCUAAGCUUGAAUUGCUCUCGUGUGACAAUAAGAACAAGCUACCUCUACUAUCUACCAAUACACAGAAUGGCUUCGCAAUCAGCCACGAACAGACUCAACCUGGUCAGCAGCGCGCUGUCACCAGGCUCUCCCAAGUCCACCAUCAUUCGCCCUGAGGAGGUUCCUGAGCAUCCGUUCAAGGUCACCGUCAUCGGCUCGGGCAACUGGGGUACCACCAUUGCCAAGGUGAUCGCCGAGAGUACUGCUGAGAAGCCCGAAAUGUUCCAGAGAGACGUGAAUAUGUGGGUCUAUGAGGAGUUGGUCAACGGAGAGAAGUUGACCGAAAUCAUCAACACAAGACACGAAAACGUGAAGUAUCUGCCAGAUGUCACGCUGCCAUCGAACGUGAUUGCUGUCCCAGACAUUGUGGAGGCUGCUACCGGUGCUGACUUGUUGGUGUUCAAUAUUCCUCACCAGUUUCUGCCACGAAUCUGUGCUCAGCUCGAGGGCAAAGUUCCCAAAACUGUGAGAGCCAUAUCUUGUCUGAAGGGUUUGGACGUGUCCUCCAAAGGCUGCAACUUGCUGAGCACGUAUAUCACUGAGCACCUUGGAAUUGAAUGUGGUGCUCUUUCCGGUGCCAACUUGGCCCCAGAAAUCGCCAAGGGUAAGUGGUCUGAGACUACUAUCGGUUUUCAGGAGCCUGCCGAUUUCCGCGGUGUUGGUAAGGAUAUUGACUCGCGUGUCUUGAAACACCUUUUCCACAGACCUUACUUCCACGUUCGUGUCGUUCCCGACGUUGCUGGUGUCAGUGUGGCCGGUGCUUUGAAAAACAUUGUUGCCCUGAUGGCUGGUUUCGUCGAGGGAAUGGGAUGGGGUAAUAACGCCAAGGCUGCUGUGAUGAGAAUUGGAUUGGUGGAGCUGAUCAGAUUCUCCAAGAAGUUCUUCCCAGGUUGUCAUUCUGCCACUUUCUUCGAGGAGAGUGCCGGUGUCGCAGACCUGAUCACUACCUGUUUCGGUGGUCGUAACGUCAAGGUCGGAAAGUACAUGGCUGAGCACAACGUUUCUGCCGAGGAGGCUGAAAAGGAGCUGCUCAACGGUCAAUCAUGCCAGGGUAUUCACACAGCCAGAGAGGUUCACGAGCUCUUGAACGAAGUCAAUGCUACCGCCGACUUCCCUCUGUUCGAGUCCACUUACAGAAUCGUCUUUGAAAACGAGGACAUGCAAAACAUCCCACAAUUGCUGGAAGACUUGGAGGAUAAUUGA